Molecule: messenger RNA, 828 nt
Organism: Miscanthus lutarioriparius
Lineage: Eukaryota; Viridiplantae; Streptophyta; Magnoliopsida; Poales; Poaceae
Source: the annotation of a GenBank genome assembly
AUGCUUGUUGAAACGGAAAGUACGGAUCAGUUUAUCGAACCUGAUGUAACAGAAUCUGUGGACGAGUUCACACCUGAUGAACAGAAACAAAGAAAAAUGCACCAUUACCCUGCAUCGGUACAGACUAUGGAGCUCAACAUACUAGAGCGUGUAGUAGCUGGAAGCGAGGAACCGAGCCAUCUAGAUUUGUCACUUCUAAAUAGCAUCACGGAAAAUUUCUCUGAGCAGAGAAAAAUUGGUCUUGGUGGAUGUGGAGAGGUUUACAAGGUACUUAGAAGAUGGAGGCACAGGUGGAUUAAAGCAUCCAAACAUACACCAUUGGGUUAUAAACAAGUGACAAAAUGCCUCCAGCUGGCCCAAAGAUGCAUCCAAAAUGACCCGAAAAACAGACCUGACAUAGUAGUCAUAACACAAGAGCUCAACGCAUUGGAUAGUAAGGAUGACCAAUUCCAGGAAAUCCCUCCCUUGGAGGACAUGCUUGGGAUUGAACCGCUGGAAAUACACUUUCCCUUUGAACUUGACCAGCAGAUAUCACACUCAAUAGAGCUGAGCAACGAUACGGAUGGUUACAUUGCCUUCAUGACAAAGGCAAGGCUACGCCACUUCUGCAUAGAGCCAAACAAGGGCAUUGUCCCACCACGAUCCAAGUGCAGUGUCACCAUAAAAAUGCAAGCACAGGUCGACAAACUGCCAAAUGAUCACUACAAGAAAAAGAUCACCGUGCUGAGCACCAGGGUAGAUGGAGCUCUUGCUGCUAUGGAUGGAGCUGGAGACAUGUUCAUUGGCAAGGACCGUAAUGUGGUUGAUAAGGUGAUCAAUGAUAUAUAA